Messenger RNA from Rattus norvegicus (Norway rat), 9251 nucleotides. RefSeq names its product host cell factor C1 (gene Hcfc1). Gene Ontology annotation, biological process: negative regulation of transcription by RNA polymerase II. Gene Ontology annotation, cellular component: nucleus; cytoplasm. NCBI's taxonomy places the organism in Eukaryota, Metazoa, Chordata, Mammalia, Rodentia, Muridae. The record is from RefSeq and is a predicted model, not a curated record.
GGACCGGGCGUGGGGAAGUGGCAAGAUGGCGACUCCCAGAGAGGAGGCGUGGAGGAGCCCUGGGGGGGGGAGGGGCAGGGCGGGGCGCUACCGCUCCUGACCCGAACUCUACUGUCUUUAGCCUACUGCACAGCGGCACCAACUCGCCUGCGAGUAGAAAACGCACUGGUUUUUACAGAAGCUUUUAAUUCCUUAUGAGCCUUGGGUCCUUUAAGAGGCUUGGGAGCAGAGGCUAAGACAUGCGAAGGCGGGGGAGCGGUGACGUCUUCUGACUCCGCCCCCUCGCCCGAUAGCCGCCAUGUUUAGUUGUUACUUCUUCACACAAGAUGGCGGCUCCCAGGGAGGAGGCAUGAUCGCCCUGCCGUUACCGCUUCUCCUGCCGUACAAUUGUCACUUCGGGUCUUAACUCCUGCUCUUUCGAGCGGCUCCUGUGGGAAGGAGUCUUAAGGAGGGAAGCGAGGAUUGGACGCUGCCUUUUGUUUGGUUUGCUGUGGAAGAACUGUCCAGGAAGAAGAGAAUAGGGGGGGGGGGAGAAGCUAGUCUCAAGAUGGCGGCUCCCAGGGCGGCCGGCGCAGCCUGAAUUCAGAGGCGGACUCAAGGGAGAGGUGCUAAACCUUACGAGCCAUACGGCUCGGGACCCCGAACAACACCCGGGAGUUCGAGUCCGUUUCGCCAGCUUCUGACACGCCUUUAUUAUUUAGGAACGUUGGGGUUCUGCGGUCGGUGUCUUAAGUGCUGGGUGGGGAAGCAGGACGGUCUCAAGAUGGCGGCUUCCACAAUUGUGGUCUGACUGCCGACGGAGCUGAGACAACCGCGGCAUUUGUGGCUCUUUUCCACCCGCCCCGGAAGCCAGCCAGUGCUGGGGACGGGGGGUGUGGGAACCGGGCCGGGGCUCCGCCAUUUCCGGCGGGGGAGGGCUACGACUGAGGAAGGGAGGAGAGAGAGGCGGCUCAAGAUGGCGGCUCCCAGAGCCUCCUGCUCGAGCUUCUAAGCGGGAACACCCAGGCAAAUAGUUAGAGCGACGGCGCUCGGUGGCCUCCAGCUUCUCGGAAAUAGGUGCUCUGCAGUUUUGAGAAGCUUUUAAGGAUACGAGCCGAGUGAGAAGGGGGGGGAAAGAGCCAAAGGAAGGAGGAUAGUUAAGAUGGCGGCCUCCAUGGAGUCGUCCACCGCUGUGUAAGGAGCCGCUUCUUCGUGAGAGCUGCCUUAGACGAAAGGGGGUGUGUGAAGAAUUAAGGGUAUCCCUCCCGUUCAGUGACUUCUUCCCACUGCAUCCUUAACCGGAACUAUGGCUUCGGCUGUGUCCCCCGCUAACUUGCCAGCGGUGCUUCUACAGCCCCGCUGGAAACGGGUGGUGGGUUGGUCGGGUCCCGUGCCGCGACCCCGCCACGGCCACCGUGCAGUAGCUAUCAAGGAGCUUAUAGUGGUGUUUGGCGGCGGCAAUGAGGGGAUAGUGGACGAACUACACGUGUACAACACUGCGACCAACCAGUGGUUCAUCCCAGCUGUGAGAGGGGAUAUCCCUCCAGGGUGUGCAGCCUAUGGCUUUGUAUGUGAUGGUACUCGCCUGCUGGUGUUUGGUGGAAUGGUAGAGUAUGGAAAAUACAGCAACGACCUCUAUGAGCUCCAGGCAAGUCGCUGGGAAUGGAAGAGACUGAAGGCAAAGACACCCAAAAACGGGCCUCCUCCGUGUCCUCGGCUUGGACACAGUUUCUCCCUUGUGGGCAACAAAUGUUACCUGUUUGGGGGUCUGGCCAAUGAUAGUGAGGACCCCAAGAACAACAUUCCGAGGUACCUGAAUGACUUAUAUAUUCUCGAACUACGGCCAGGCUCUGGAGUGGUAGCUUGGGACAUUCCCAUCACUUAUGGUGUCCUUCCUCCACCCCGGGAGUCACAUACUGCUGUGGUCUACACUGAAAAAGAUAACAAGAAAUCCAAGCUGGUGAUCUAUGGAGGGAUGAGUGGCUGCAGGCUAGGGGACCUUUGGACCCUGGACAUUGAGACACUGACAUGGAAUAAGCCCAGCCUUAGUGGGGUGGCACCCCUUCCUCGCAGCCUCCACUCUGCAACCACCAUAGGAAACAAAAUGUAUGUAUUUGGUGGCUGGGUGCCCCUUGUCAUGGACGAUGUCAAAGUGGCCACACACGAGAAGGAAUGGAAGUGUACCAACACACUGGCUUGUCUCAACCUGGAUACCAUGGCCUGGGAAACCAUCCUGAUGGAUACACUGGAGGACAACAUUCCUCGAGCUCGAGCAGGCCACUGUGCUGUUGCCAUCAAUACUCGCCUGUAUAUUUGGAGUGGCCGUGAUGGCUAUCGCAAGGCCUGGAACAAUCAGGUCUGCUGCAAGGACCUGUGGUAUCUGGAGACAGAAAAGCCACCACCCCCAGCCCGAGUUCAACUAGUACGAGCCAACACCAACUCACUGGAGGUUAGCUGGGGUGCAGUGGCAACAGCCGACAGUUACCUUCUACAACUCCAGAAAUAUGACAUUCCUGCCACAGCUGCUACGGCUACCUCCCCCACUCCCAAUCCAGUCCCGUCUGUGCCUGCCAACCCUCCCAAGAGCCCUGCGCCAGCAGCAGCUGCACCUGCUGUACAACCACUGACCCAAGUAGGCAUCACACUUGUGCCCCAGGCUGCCGCUGCACCCCCAAGCACAACCACCAUCCAGGUCUUGCCGACAGUGCCAGGCAGCUCUAUUUCUGUGCCCACUGCAGCCAGGACUCAAGGUGUCCCUGCUGUUCUCAAAGUGACUGGUCCUCAAGCUACAACAGGAACACCACUGGUCACCAUGAGACCUGCAAGCCAGGCUGGAAAAGCUCCUGUCACUGUGACUUCCCUGCCUGCCAGUGUGAGAAUGGUUGUACCCACUCAGAGUGCCCAGGGCACGGUGAUUGGCAGCAACCCACAGAUGAGUGGGAUGGCUGCAUUGGCUGCUGCUGCUGCUGCCACACAGAAAAUCCCUCCUUCCUCAGCACCCACAGUGCUAAGUGUCCCAGCAGGCACCACCAUUGUCAAGACAGUGGCUGUGACACCUGGUACAACCACUCUUCCAGCCACUGUGAAGGUGGCCUCCUCACCUGUUAUGGUGAGCAACCCAGCUACUCGAAUGCUAAAGACUGCAGCUGCCCAAGUGGGGACAUCUGUGUCCUCUGCUGCCAACACAUCUACCCGCCCUAUCAUCACAGUACAUAAAUCAGGGACUGUAACAGUGGCCCAGCAAGCCCAGGUGGUGACCACGGUGGUAGGCGGAGUCACCAAGACCAUCACUCUAGUGAAGAGCCCCAUCUCUGUCCCGGGAGGCAGUGCUCUGAUUUCCAAUCUUGGAAAAGUGAUGUCAGUGGUCCAGACCAAACCAGUUCAGACUUCAGCAGUGACAGGCCAAGCAUCUACAGGUCCUGUGACUCAGAUCAUCCAGACCAAAGGACCCCUGCCAGCAGGGACUAUCCUGAAGUUGGUGACAUCAGCAGAUGGCAAGCCCACAACCAUCAUCACCACCACACAGGCUAGUGGGGCAGGGACCAAGCCCACUAUCCUGGGCAUCAGUAGUGUCUCUCCUAGCACCACCAAACCCGGCACAACUACCAUCAUUAAGACCAUUCCCAUGUCAGCAAUUAUCACCCAGGCAGGCGCCACAGGUGUUACCAGCAGUCCUGGCAUUAAGUCCCCCAUCACAAUUAUCACCACCAAGGUGAUGACUUCAGGAACAGGAGCACCUGCCAAAAUCAUCACUGCUGUCCCCAAGAUUGCUACUGGCCAUGGGCAACAAGGAGUGACCCAGGUGGUGCUAAAGGGGGCCCCUGGACAGCCAGGCACCAUCCUCCGCACUGUGCCCAUGGGCGGCGUUCGCCUGGUCACCCCUGUCACCGUCUCCGCUGUCAAGCCAGCUGUCACCACAUUGGUUGUGAAGGGCACCACAGGUGUUACAACACUAGGCACAGUGACAGGCACUGUCUCCACCAGCCUUGCCGGAGCUGGGGCACAUAGCACCAGUGCUUCUCUGGCUACACCUAUCACUACUUUGGGCACCAUUGCUACUCUCUCAAGUCAGGUGAUCAACCCUACUGCUAUCACAGUGUCAGCUGCACAGACUACACUAACAGCUGCUGGUGGACUCACCACACCUACAAUCACAAUGCAGCCUGUCUCCCAGCCUACCCAGGUGACUCUGAUCACAGCACCUAGCGGGGUUGAGGCCCAACCUGUACAUGACCUUCCUGUGUCCAUUUUGGCCUCACCUACUACAGAGCAACCCACAGCAACAGUCACUAUCGCUGACUCAGGCCAGGGUGAUGUACAACCUGGCACUGUGACACUGGUGUGUUCCAACCCACCCUGUGAAACCCAUGAAACAGGCACCACCAACACAGCUACCACCACUGUUGUGGCUAACCUUGGGGGACAUCCUCAGCCUACCCAGGUGCAGUUUGUUUGUGACAGACAGGAGGCAGCUGCUUCACUUGUGACCUCAGCUGUGGGACAACAGAAUGGUAAUGUGGUCCGUGUCUGUUCAAACCCCCCCUGUGAAACCCAUGAGACAGGCACCACCAACACUGCCACAACAGCCACCUCAAACAUGGCUGGGCAGCAUGGCUGCUCGAAUCCUCCCUGCGAGACUCAUGAGACAGGUACCACCAGCACUGCCACUACAGCAAUGUCCAGCAUGGGCACUGGGCAGCAGCGAGACGCUCGUCGUGCCACUAACACCCCCACUGUAGUGCGGAUCACUGUGGCUCCUGGGGCAUUGGAAAGAGCCCAGGGUACUGUGAAGCCUCCGUGCCAAACCCAGCAGACCAACAUGACCAGCACCACCAUGACUGUGCAGGCCACUGGAGCUCCAUGCUCAGCUGGCCCACUGCUCAGGCCAAGUGUGGCACUGGAGACUGGGAGCCAUAGCCCUGCCUUCGUGCAACUAGCCCUUCCAAGUGUCAGAGUUGGGCUAAGUGGCCCCAGCAGCAAGGACGUGCCCACAGGGCGCCAACCAGAGACAUAUCAUACUUACACAACCAAUACCCCAACCACAGCCCGUUCUAUCAUGGUUGCUGGGGAGCUUGGUACAGCUCGGGUGGUCCCCACAUCUCAAUAUGAUUGCCUCCAGGCAAGCUCUCCCAGUAGCACCAUGACUAUGACAGCCCUAGAGGCCCUGCUGUGCCCUUCAGCUACUGUGACCCAAGUCUGCUCCAACCCACCAUGUGAGACCCAUGAGACGGGUACCACCAACACCGCCACUACCUCCAAUGCGGGCAGUGCUCAGCGAGUAUGCUCUAACCCACCUUGUGAGACUCAUGAGACGGGCACCACACACACAGCUACCACUGCCACAUCAAAUGGAGGCGCAGGCCAGCCUGAGGGUGGACAACAGCCUGCCAGUGGCCAUCCCUGCGAGACACACCAGACCACUUCCACUGGCACCACUAUGUCAGUCAGUGUGGGUGCCCUGAUUCCUGAUGCCACUCCCUCUCAUGGGACCCUGGAGUCUGGUUUAGAGGUGGUAGCAGUGCCCACUGUCACCUCCCAGGCUGGUGCCACAUUGCUGGCCUCUUUCUCAACACAGAGGGUAUGCUCCAAUCCUCCUUGCGAGACCCACGAGACAGGUACAACGCACACAGCCACCACUGUCACCUCUAACAUGAGCUCAAACCAAGACCCUCCACCAGCUGCCAGUGACCAAGGAGAAGUGGCGAGUACCCAAGGUGACAGCACAAAUAUCACCAGUGCCAGUGCUAUCACUACAACUGUGUCUUCUACACUGCCAAGAGCAGUGACCACUGUGACACAGUCUACACCAGUCCCAGGUCCUUCUGUGCCGAACAUCUCAUCAUUGACUGAGACUACCCCAGGGGCUCUGACUUCCGAAGUCCCCAUCCCAGCCACGAUAACAGUGACCAUAGCCAACACAGAAACUUCUGACAUGCCCUUCUCUGCUGUUGACAUCCUGCAGCCCCCAGAGGAACUCCAGGUCUCACCAGGGCCUCGCCAGCAGCUGCCUCCAAGGCAACUCCUGCAGUCUGCCUCCACACCCCUGAUGGGGGAGUCCGCCGAGGUCCUGUCAGCCUCCCAGACCCCUGAGCUCCAGGCCGCCGUGGAUCUGAGCAGCACUGGGGACCCAUCUUCAGUCCAGGAGCCUACCACCUCUGCUGUUGUGGCCACUGUGGUGGUCCAACCACCCCAACCCACACAGUCUGAAGUAGACCAGUUAUCACUUCCCCAAGAGCUGAUGGCUGAAGCCCAGGCGGGCACCACAACCCUUAUGGUAACAGGGCUCACUCCAGAGGAGCUGGCAGUGACUGCUGCUGCUGAAGCAGCUGCUCAAGCUGCAGCCACUGAAGAAGCUCAAGCCUUGGCCAUCCAGGCUGUGCUCCAGGCUGCACAGCAGGCUGUCAUGGCAGGCACUGGGGAGCCCAUGGAUACAUCUGAAGCAGCAGCAGCAGUGACACAAGCAGAACUGGGUCAUCUUUCAGCUGAAGGCCAAGAGGGUCAGGCUACCACCAUACCCAUUGUGCUGACACAGCAGGAGCUUGCAGCUCUUGUACAGCAGCAGCAGCAGCUCCAGGAGGCUCAAGCCCAAGCCCAGCAACAGCACCACCUUCCCACUGAGGCUCUGGCCCCAGCUGACAGUCUCAAUGACCCAUCCAUCGAGAGCAACUGCCUCAAUGAGUUAGCUAGUGCUGUCCCCAGCACUGUGGCCUUGCUACCCUCAACAGCUACUGAGAGUUUGGCUCCAUCUAACACAUUUGUGGCUCCUCAGCCUGUUGUUGUAGCCAGUCCAGCAAAGAUGCAGGCUGCAGCAACCCUUACUGAAGUGGCAAAUGGCAUUGAGUCCCUGGGUGUGAAACCGGACUUGCCACCCCCACCCAGCAAAGCCCCUAUAAAAAAGGAGAACCAGUGGUUUGAUGUGGGGGUCAUUAAAGGUACCAGUGUAAUGGUGACACACUAUUUUCUGCCACCAGAUGAUGCUGUUCAGUCAGAUGAUGACUCAGGCACCGUUCCAGACUAUAACCAGCUAAAGAAGCAGGAGCUGCAGCCAGGCACAGCUUAUAAAUUUCGAGUUGCUGGAAUCAAUGCUUGUGGCCGGGGCCCCUUCAGUGAGAUCUCAGCCUUUAAGACUUGUCUGCCUGGUUUUCCAGGGGCUCCUUGUGCUAUUAAAAUCAGCAAGAGCCCAGAUGGUGCUCACCUCACCUGGGAGCCACCCUCUGUGACCUCCGGCAAGAUUAUCGAGUACUCUGUGUACCUGGCCAUCCAGAGCUCACAGGCCAGUGGUGAGCCCAAGAGCUCUACCCCAGCCCAGCUGGCCUUCAUGCGAGUAUACUGUGGGCCUAGCCCUUCCUGCCUUGUGCAGUCCUCCAGCCUCUCCAACGCCCACAUUGACUAUACUACAAAGCCUGCCAUCAUCUUCCGCAUUGCUGCCCGCAAUGAAAAGGGCUACGGCCCUGCCACACAAGUGAGGUGGUUACAAGAAACCAGUAAAGACAGCUCUGGCACCAAGCCAGCUAGCAAGCGGCCCAUGUCGUCUCCAGAAAUGAAAUCUGCUCCAAAGAAGUCUAAGGCUGAUGGUCAGUGAGGAAGCUGGCCAGCAUCUGGAUCCUCCAGACCCCUCUGCUUCAGGAAUGCCCUAUAGGGCCCACCUUCCCGCCCUGCCCACCUGGCCUUUGCACUUCACCCUCACCAGCUACUGGCCACCAUUCAGUCUCCCCCUUUCCCUCUGUUUUUACAAUAAAGAAAGCACAUUUUACCAUUGCUGUUGGGAGGAAGCAGAAGGCAGAUUGGAAAGAACGGCGAGUAAGUGCAAGUUGUGCUCCUUCCUUUUCCCUACCUGAUGCCCUCCCUGGGUUGAGUAUGACUGGACAGUUCAGAGACUUUGGGAAAAGAAAUUAAAACUGAAAACAAAAGAGAUAGUUCCCAUACUUAAGCCUGCACUCGUUUGUAGUUCAUUUCCCUUGGCCUGAGAGACAGCCAAGGGCUGGAGGGGGAAGGGCAUCCCCCAAGUUCUCUCAGAGGCUUUUCCCAGCAGGUACCCAUCCUGGGUAUCUGUCUGGCUCUGUUUUGUUUUGUUACUAUCCUUGUAUUUCCAGCCACCUCCCAUCCCUUCUUCAAGCUUAGCCAGACCUAUCUCGCCCAGCAAAGUCACAGGAAGCUUAAGUAUCUCAGAGGCCUUUGAGUUUCCCACUCAACACCUCUCUCUCCUUUCAAAAGAGGGAGGGGGGGAGCCUUGGUUGGUCUGAGCAGUGGCUGUGAAAUCCUCCCAAUGGGCACAGAAUGGCCCCCAGUAACCCUGGCUUUGGCCUACCUUUUUGAGCCUGGGGGCCACAUCACCAACUGCUGCAUUUGUUGUAUUUUUUAAGUUGAAAUUAAUGAAGUUAACAUUUUUAUUGUAAUUUUAGCCUUAGCGUGUGGGGGUUUAUCCCUUUUUGUUAGCUGUGUACAGAAUGUGUAUCCUAUCUCCUCCCCCACCCUCCAUCCUAUCCCACCCCUCAUCCCCUUACCCCCCCCCCCAGCUAAUCAUUGGCAGGGGUCUUCCUGGGGAAAGGCUAAAAGAGCAGCUAGAGUAGGAGAGAAACAGAGUGUCUUGGGUGGGACUUGGUAGACACUGCCCCAAUAUCCUAUUGCUAGCCCCUGCCUGCUUCUGGAACAGUGUGAGACCAUUAAACUUCAUUCCUUGUGGGUUAGCACUUAACAUGUAGAGGCUUGGGCUUAAAGGUGGUGUCCACCUUAAUCAGCAUCACUUUCAGAGACUGACCCUAAACAACACAGCAGGAACAGGGAACAGGUGGGACUUUGACCCCCUUGGAGGCAGCCCAGGAUGGCAGUGGGGUAUGCCAUAUCUAUCCACAGAGGCUAUGGGUAGGUACCAAAUACCAACUCAGUAAUUAAUUUUGUAGCAUUGUCCCCAAGCUCUGGAUUUUUUUUUUCUCUCCAGGACCCAAGUUUUAGGCAAUGAGUAAUGCUUGCAAGCAAGUUACUGAAGGAUUUAAAAAUGGACAGCCAAUGUGUUCAGCAGCUCUGGCUUGUACCCCCUGGGCCUCUAGUGUAUUGUAUUAUAUUUCUCUGUGGAAAGUCAUGUUUAGUCAAAUUCGAACCCACUCGCCUGUUCCCUUUGUUUUCCCUAUCCCUUCUCCUGAGCACCCUUUGAUUUCUGAGGACAGUACUACCCAUUCAUCUAUUGUAGAGUAACCCUUGUGACUCAAUAUUACCAUAGUGCGAUGUUGUUUUGUGCUAUUUUGAACAAUUAAAAAAGACUUUUUUUGAAAUAA